CGGGGAGGGCGUGCGGCCUGGACGUCGGGCGCUGGGUGGAAGAGCCCCUCGCCUCGGCCUGCCCAUCCCUGGGUCGCGGCCCCUUCUCUGGGCGGCGUCUCCGUGUGUCCUGAGGUCGCAGAGGCCAGCGUUCAAGCCCCUGCUUUCCAGCGGAAAGGGCAGUUAUUCACAAACCCCCCUCAUUUUGCAAAUUCUGUGGUUUAACCGGGAUAUAAAAAUAGAAAGGCUUGUGCGGCCGAGCUGGUUAAUAAACCAGAUUUGUAGCCUGAAUAUUUCUAAUCUCUAAAGUUAAUGGUAUUGUUAGGGUUAAAUUUUAUUGAUCUGUUAAUUCAAGGGCAUAUACCCUCCUAUCGAUAUUCUUCCAUCCUACAAUCAGAUCAUGUUUGAUCUAUAGCAUGCAAUUCAAUGCAUAUUGUUGCCAUAUUUCACUUUUUUAAAAUGUUUACUGCAGUAUAUUCUAAGCUUUUUGAGAGCUGGAAUUGACCUUUUUGCUUCUUUUGUGUCUCUGAUGUCUGACGUGUUUUUGAGCACAUGGAAAGAAGAGAUUACUCAAAGAAACUCUGAAGGACAAUACCAAGUUGUAGUGAACUUUUUGAUAACACUGUUUCAGCCCAGAAUGGCUGUGGAAAACAGAGCAGUUUCAACCCUGGUACCUCAGAAUCCUCAGGAACAAGAACUGAUACUAGUGAAAGUAGAAGAAAGCCUCUCCUGGGGUCAGAAAUUAAAGCAAAAUGGGAGUACCCGAUCCUGCCAAGAAUUGUUUCGCCAGCAAUUCAGAAAGUUUUGCUACCAGGAGACACCUGGGCCCCGGGAGGCCCUGGGCCGACUCCAGGAGCUUUGCUAUCAGUGGCUCAUGCCAGAGAUGCACACGAAGGAGCAGAUCCUGGAACUGCUGGUGCUGGAGCAGUUCCUGAGCAUCCUGCCUGAAGAGCUGCAGAUCUGGGUUCAGCAACAUAGUCCAAAAAGCGGCGAGGAAGCUGUGACUCUGUUGGAGGAUUUGGAGAGGGAAUUUGAUGAUCCAGGGCAGCAGGUCCCAGCUAGUCCACGAGGACCAGCAGUACCAUGGAAGGAUUUGACAGGUCUUGGAGCAUCCCAAGAAUUAAACAUCCAAUUCCAGCCUUUAAAGACACAGCUGAAACCUUGCCUUUCCCCUCAAAGCGAUUGCAAGAACAAUGAAUCAGCGACAAAGAAGAACAUUUCGGGGGGAAAAUCAGAAGUACUUCCCCGGGAACCUUCCUUCAGGGGAGUUAGUGAACACGAAAGCAGUUUAGAGCGGCAGCAAGGAGGUGCCACAGGGGAGAAAUUAGGAAGAUCCCCUCCCCAAGGAGGCAGUUUUAGUCACAUCAUCUUCACACACAAGUCUCUAGGAAAGACAGACCCUCAUGAGCCUCAGAGAAGCUUGAUUCUAAGUACAAACUCGAUAACAUAUCAGAAAGUUCCUAGAGAAGAGAGACCUUAUAGAUGUGAUGUAUGUGGGCACAACUUCAAACAGCAUUCCUCUCUAACACAACAUCAGAGAAUCCAUACCGGAGAAAAGCCCUAUAAAUGUAACCAGUGUGGGAAGGCCUUUAGUUUAAGGUCUUACCUUAUUAUUCAUCAGAGAAUUCAUAGUGGUGAGAAAGCAUAUGAAUGUAGUGAAUGUGGGAAAGCCUUCAAUCAGAGCUCGGCCCUCAUUAGACAUCGGAAAAUUCAUACCGGUGAGAAAGCUUGUAAGUGUAAUGAAUGCGGCAAAGCAUUCAGUCAGAGUUCGUAUCUCAUUAUCCAUCAAAGAAUUCACACUGGUGAGAAACCCUAUGAGUGUAACGAGUGUGGGAAAACCUUUAGCCAAAGCUCCAAGCUUAUUAGACACCAGCGAAUUCAUACAGGAGAGAGACCUUAUGAGUGUAACGAAUGUGGAAAAGCUUUCAGGCAGAGCUCAGAGCUGAUAACCCAUCAGAGAAUACACAGUGGAGAGAAGCCCUAUGAGUGUAAUGAGUGUGGAAAAGCCUUCAGUUUGAGCUCAAACCUCAUCAGACAUCAGAGAAUUCAUAGUGGAGAGGAACCCUAUCAAUGUAACGAAUGUGGCAAAACGUUCAAAAGGAGCUCAGCCCUUGUCCAGCAUCAAAGGAUCCAUUCUGGGGAUGAAGCUUAUAUAUGUAAUGAAUGUGGGAAGGCUUUCAGGCACAGAUCAGUCCUUAUGCGCCAUCAGAGAGUCCACACUGGACAAAGACCUUAUCACUGUGAUGAAUGUGGACAAAGCUUUGCUUGGAGUACAGGCCUUAUUAGGCAUCAGAGAACCCAUUGGGAGAAACCUUUUGAAUGUGAUAAGUGUGGAAAGGCAUUUAGUGUGAGCUCAGCCCUGGUUCUGCAUCAGAGAAUUCAUACUGGGGAGAAACCCUAUCCUUGUAAUUGGUGUAUUAAAAGUUUCAGCCGCAGCUCAGACCUUAUUAAACAUCAAAGAGUCCACACUGGUGAAAAACCUUAUAAAUGUGAUGAAUGUGGGAAAGCCUUCAGUCAGAGCUCAGAUCUUAUUAUACAUCAGAGGAUCCAUACAGGCGAAAAACCCUAUCAGUGCAGUCAUUGUAGUAAAAGUUUUAGCCAGCGCUCAGACCUGGUUAAACAUCAGAGAAUCCAUACUGGAGAGAAGCCUUAUACAUGUAACCAAUGUAACAAACAUUUUAGUCAGAGUUCUGAUGUUAUAAAACAUCAAAGAAUCCACACUGGUGAGAAACCAUAUAAAUGUGACGUGUGUGGAAAAGCCUUCAGUCAGAGCUCAGAUCUUAUUCUACAUCAGAGAAUUCACACUGGAGAGAAACCAUAUCCAUGUAAUCAAUGUAGCAAAAGUUUCAGUCAGAACUCAGAUCUUAUUAAACAUCGAAGGAUCCACACUGGGGAGAAACCCUAUAAAUGUAGUGAGUGUGGGAAAGCUUUUAACCAGAGCUCCGUCCUUAUUCUGCACCAGAGAAUUCACACUGGAGAGAAACCCUAUCCAUGUAAUCAGUGUAGCAAAACCUUCAGUAGACUUUCAGAUCUUGUUAAUCAUCAGCGAAUUCACACUGGAGAGAAGCCUUACCCAUGUAACCAGUGCAGUAAAAUGUUUAGUCGAAGAUCAGACCUUGUUAAGCAUCAUAGGAUUCAUACAGGUGAGAAACCCUAUGAAUGUGAUGAGUGUGGGAAAACAUUCAGUCAGAGCUCCAACCUUAUUCUACAUCAGAGAAUCCACACUGGAGAGAAACCCUAUCCAUGUAGUGAUUGUACUAAAAGUUUUAGUCGUCGUUCAGACCUUGUUAAACAUCAAAGAAUACACACUGGAGAGAAACCAUAUGCAUGUAAUCAGUGCAAUAAAAGUUUUAGUCAAAGCUCAGACCUCACUAAACAUCAGAGAAUACACUCUGGGGAAAAGCCCUAUCAUUGUGAUAGUUGUGAGAAAGCCUUCAGUCAGAGUUCUGACCUUAUUCUUCAUCAGAGAAUUCACACUGGAGAAAAACCAUACCUGUGCACACAGUGCAGCAAAAGUUUCAGUCAGAAUUCAGACCUUACCAAACACCAGAGAAUUCACACUGGGGAAAAACCAUAUAAAUGUAAUGAGUGUGGGAAGGCCUUCAGUCAGUGCUCAGCUCUUAUCCUACAUCAGAGGAUCCACACCGGGGAGAAACCAUAUCCAUGUGAUCAGUGUGGCAAAAGCUUUAGCCGGCGCUCCGAUCUCAUUAAUCAUCAAAGAAUCCACACUGGCGAAAAGCCAUAUAAAUGUGAUACAUGUGGGAAAGCCUUCAGCACAUGCACUGAUCUUAUUGAUCAUCAGAGAAUUCACACUGGGGAGAAACCCCACAGGUAUGUUCAGUGCAGCAGAAAUUUUACCCAGCUCUCUGAUCUUACUGAUCAUGAGAAAGACCAUUCUGCCCAAGAAAGUCUAAAUGUAAUGAAUAUGGGAAAACCUUUAGUGUAUAGACCAACUUUAUUUAGUACCAGAGACACUAUACCAGAAAAAAAAUCUUAUGAAUGCUGUUGAUUAUGAAAAAGGUUU
Messenger RNA from Hipposideros armiger (great roundleaf bat), 4003 nucleotides. RefSeq names its product zinc finger protein 397 (gene ZNF397). The record is from RefSeq and is a predicted model, not a curated record. The coding region runs from base 509 to 3988 and encodes 1159 amino acids. NCBI's taxonomy places the organism in Eukaryota, Metazoa, Chordata, Mammalia, Chiroptera, Hipposideridae. The transcript has 7 exons.